UCCUCUCAAAACCCUAGCCCCCCUUCCUCUUCAUUCAAAACACCCCGUUCUCGACUACCUUACUUCGAUUGGAUUUGCUGUGCUAAUCUCUGGUUCUUCUUUUUCCGAUCUUUUUUGGUUUUAGGAUCGAAGAACCAAGUAUACGCUGGUAAGUUUUGCUUUGAGUGACUGACAAUGGCAACUACUGAGCAACCAAAGGCAGCUACCGAGGACGCGAAGAUUGAUCUUUUUGAAGACGACGAUGAAUUUGAGGAGUUUGAAAUUGAUCAGGAGUGGGAGGACAAAGAGGAAGGCAAAGAAGUAACCCAGCAGUGGGAAGAUGAUUGGGAUGAUGAUGAUGUAAAUGAUGACUUCUCGCUGCAGCUUAGGAGGGAGCUGGAGAGCAACAAUGAGAAGAACUAAGCUAAGUGUAGAGAUGAUUGUUACUAUUUCUGACACUGUGCCUUGUACCCUUGCUUAAAGAGUAAUGGAGAUUUGAUGAAUCUUAAUGCGCUAAGUUCAUGAUCUGGAGUUUUAAUUA
Coffea eugenioides is the source of this 520-nucleotide messenger RNA. RefSeq names its product protein DSS1 HOMOLOG ON CHROMOSOME V-like. The record is from RefSeq and is a predicted model, not a curated record. Gene Ontology annotation, cellular component: proteasome regulatory particle, lid subcomplex; proteasome complex. The coding region runs from base 175 to 402 and encodes 75 amino acids. Gene Ontology annotation, biological process: mRNA export from nucleus; double-strand break repair via homologous recombination; proteasome assembly. The transcript is spliced from 3 exons. Lineage: Eukaryota; Viridiplantae; Streptophyta; Magnoliopsida; Gentianales; Rubiaceae.